Rhipicephalus microplus (southern cattle tick) is the source of this 1310-nucleotide messenger RNA. Its product is annotated as retinol dehydrogenase 14. Lineage: Eukaryota; Metazoa; Arthropoda; Arachnida; Ixodida; Ixodidae. The record is from RefSeq and is a predicted model, not a curated record.
UUGCGUUGAUUAGAAAUGAAGACAACGGCCGUCGGGAGUAGCUGAUGGUUCCGCUAUUUCCAAUGGUGGGCUUGAAAAACGUCCUUCUCUGCGCGGUCGCCGGUGCGGUGGCCGUGUUCGCGUUGCGCCAGUGGCGAGUGCGAACGUGGGGCCGCUGCCGAAGCAAACGCUCCAUGAUGGGCAAGACCGUGGUGAUCACGGGCGCCAACUCCGGGCUCGGCAGGGCCACGGCCAUCGAACUAGCUCGGCGCGGAGCCAGGGUUAUUCUCGCCGUUCGCGACAUCAGCGGAGGCUUGCUCGCCGCCGCCGACGUGCGACGCGUGUCGAACAUCGAGAACGUCGUGGUGCGAUACCUGGACCUCUCCUCGUUCAGCUCGAUACGCGCUUUCGCCAACGGCGUGCUCAAGUCCGAGAUGCACCUGGACGUGCUCAUUUGCAACGCGGGAGUCUUCCAGUGCCCGCUGACGCUGACUCGGGACGGCCUCGAGAUGCAGAUGGGAGUCAACCAUCUGGGACACUUUCUCCUAACCAACCUGCUUCUAGAUCGGCUCAAGAACUCGCAGCCAAGUCGCAUCGUAGUCGUCACGUCGAACCUGUACAAGCGGGCCAAGCUUAAGUCCAACGAACUGCUCAUGGACGCGAGCAACUACGACAAACGACUCGCUUACGCCAACAGCAAGCUCGCCAACCUGCUCUUCGUGCGAGAGCUGAGUCGAAGACUUCGCGGAUCGGGUGUGAAGGCGUACGCUGCGAGCCCAGGCAUGGUCUACACAAACCUUGGUCGCCACACCAGACUACCCUGGUAUUUGAUGGUUCUAUUGCUGCCCUUUGCGCUGUUCGCGGUCCGAACUCCGGACCAAGGAUGCCAAAGCAUCGUUGACUGUGCCGUCAACGAGGAGUACGAACAGCACUCGGGCAAGUUUUACUACAACUGCCGGCCCGAGAAAUUGGAGAGCGUAGCGUUGGACGACGACCUAGCGCGCAAGGUUUGGGCCGAAAGCGAGAAGCUGACGGGUGUGAUGUCGGUGGACGUUAGAGGCUGAGCCCGGACGUGUUCGAUUGAUUUCGUCGAGUUUGCUAGUGUUUCAAACUCUUCGUCGUAGCACCCGUGAUCAAAUUCGUUACGAAGGCCUGCGCAAUAUUCGGACGUGCCUUCUUAAUUCGCGGCAGCUAGUUCCACCAUGCAGUAACUUAUUCCUAUUGUGUGUUUGUGACCUAGCCUUCCGAUCAAUUCGACGGAAAAGGCCUGUGUAUUCAUCUUCUGCGUCUUUACUACGUGCGUGCGUAAAAUAAACGUGACCUCCCCCGCA